GCGACAUCCAUCGACAAUCUAUACCACGACAACUGUCUCGAAACAUCGCAGACAGGCUGAUCGACUUAGAUAAUCGCAAAAAUGGCCGACAAUAACGCCCCAGUUACGCUGCGAACCCGCAAAUUCAUUCGCAACCCUCUCCUCGGCCGAAAGCAAAUGGUCGUUGACAUCCUCCACCCAAACCGUGCCAACAUCUCCAAGGAUGAGCUCAGAGGCAAACUCGCCGAACUCUACAAGGCUAGCCAAGACCAAGUCAACGUUUUCGGUCUCCGUACCCAAUUCGGUGGUGGAAAGACAACCGGUUUCGCCCUCGUCUACGACUCCCCAGAGGCAAUGAAGAAAUUCGAACCCCACUACAGAUUAGUCCGUGUUGGAUUUGCUACCAAGAUCGAGAAGGCCAGCAGACAACAACGCAAGCAACGCAAGAACAGACAAAAGACACUCAGAGGUACUGCGAAGGUCAAGGGUGCCAAGAAGAAGAAGGAGUAGAGCACUCGCUUCAUCUUGGGGUGGGAAAUGGUUGGUGUUGUUGGACCUGGGGAUUGGCUAUGUGCUUUGUACGCAUCUGCAUCGAUCCUCCAUCGUAUCAUGCUUUGGUGUAAUUAGGGAACGAAAAUAGAGGCAUGAUGGCAUGAAACCUCUAAUCGGUCUCUAUUAGGUCCACACUACAAACUUCAAUCACGGUGUUUUGCUCGUUCAUUACGAAAUCUGGUUUAUGUGCAGCAUGGUCAUGGGUGAUAUAAAAAUGGAAAUAUGCGUUUGCAACCUGGAGGUUGCUAUUCCUCAAAUUUUACUUCUUCUUACAUGGCUCUCUCCCAUCUUUCAUGUUACCAUUGCAUCAUGGAC
Messenger RNA from Botrytis fragariae, 846 nucleotides. Its product is annotated as putative 40s ribosomal protein s24 protein. Lineage: Eukaryota; Fungi; Ascomycota; Leotiomycetes; Helotiales; Sclerotiniaceae. Bases 82 to 489 code for a protein of 135 amino acids. The record is from RefSeq and is a predicted model, not a curated record. The transcript has 3 exons. Gene Ontology annotation, cellular component: ribosome. Gene Ontology annotation, molecular function: structural constituent of ribosome. Gene Ontology annotation, biological process: translation.